This is a messenger RNA of Oryctolagus cuniculus (rabbit), 3289 nucleotides long. It is a transcript of the gene MIOS, whose product is annotated as meiosis regulator for oocyte development. NCBI's taxonomy places the organism in Eukaryota, Metazoa, Chordata, Mammalia, Lagomorpha, Leporidae. Gene Ontology annotation, biological process: positive regulation of TORC1 signaling; cellular response to amino acid starvation. Gene Ontology annotation, molecular function: protein binding. The record is from RefSeq and is a predicted model, not a curated record. Gene Ontology annotation, cellular component: cytoplasm.
UCCGCCGCGUCCCCGGCGCGAUCGGGAGGCCAGGCGGCGAGCCUGGAGCGUGGGAGUGGCGUCAGGUUCCUGGUUCACCCGGAAUAGCAACACGCCCGGUUCCACUGGUCCCUGUGAAGUACUUCCUAAAGGGCCUUUCCCCGGCCGCCGCCGCUGCUUUGCGACGGGAGCCUGAGGAUGGACAGAGGCGCCUCAGGACAGUGCUGUCGUGGAGUUCUGGUGCUGAGCGCGAAGUCAGCAUGGCUUUCCUUGGCUGAGAAAGCAUCGGUGGGAAGUGAGCACUCGUUAAACUUGAAGUGAAUGGGCCUGACUGGACUUUGUGAGCACAUCCAUCAACAUGAGCGGUACCAAACCUGACAUUCUGUGGGCACCACACCAGGUUGAUAGAUUUGUUGUAUGUGAUUCAGAACUGAGCCUUUAUCAUGUGGAAUCUACUGUGAAUUCAGAACUCAAAGCUGGAUCUUUGCGUUUAUCAGAAGACUCUGCGGCUACAUUACUGUCCAUCAAUUCAGAUACACCUUACAUGAAAUGCGUUGCCUGGUAUCUCGAUUAUGAUCCUGAAUGUCUCCUGGCAGUUGGACAAGCAAAUGGUCGAGUUGUCCUUACAAGUCUUGGUCAGGAUCAUAACUCAAAGUUCAAAGAUUUGAUUGGGAAAGAAUUCGUUCCAAAGCAUGCACGACAAUGCAACACCCUUGCAUGGAAUCCUCUGGAUAGUAACUGGCUUGCUGCUGGUCUUGAUAAACACAGAGCUGACUUUUCAGUGCUGAUAUGGGAUAUCUGCAGCAAAUAUACGCCUGACAUAGUUCCCAUGGAAAAAGUGAGACUUUCAGCAGGCGAAACCGAAACAACAUUAGUAACAAAGCCACUUUAUGAAUUAGGACAGAAUGAUGCUUGUCUUUCUCUCUGUUGGCUUCCACGAGACCAGAAACUUCUCCUGGCUGGUAUGCAUCGUAACCUAGCCAUAUUUGAUCUUCGGAAUACAAGCCAAAAGAUGUUUGUAAAUACGAAAGCAGUUCAAGGGGUGACUGUGGAUCCAUACUUCCAUGAUCGUGUUGCUUCCUUCUAUGAAGGUCAGGUUGCAAUAUGGGACCUUAGGAAAUUUGAGAAGCCAGUUUUGACUUUGACUGAGCAACCAAAACCCUUAACAAAAGUAGCAUGGUGUCCAACUAGGACUGGUCUGCUUGCCACUUUAACAAGAGAUAGUAAUAUUAUUAGAUUAUAUGAUAUGCAGCAUACACCCACUCCUAUUGGAGAUGAAACUGAGCCCACAAUAAUUGAAAGAAGUGUGCAACCUUGUGACAACUACAUUGCUUCCUUUGCAUGGCAUCCAACAAGUCAAAAUCGAAUGAUAGUUGUAACUCCCAACAGAACAAUGUCUGACUUCACUGUUUUUGAAAGAAUAUCGCUUGCCUGGAGUCCAGUUACGUCUUUAAUGUGGGCUUGUGGCCGUCAUUUGUAUGAAUGCACUGAAGAAGAAAAUGAUAAUUCUGUAGAAAAAGAUAUAGCAACAAAGAUGCGCCUUCGGGCUUUAUCGAGGUACGGACUUGAUACAGAGCAGGUGUGGAGAAAUCACAUUUUAGCUGGAAAUGAAGAUGCACAGCUCAAGUCACUCUGGUAUACUCUGCACUUUAUGAAACAAUAUACGGAAGAUAUGGAUCAGAAAUCUCCAGGCAACAAAGGCUCAUUGGUUUAUGCAGGAAUAAAGUCAAUUGUAAAAUCAUCUUUGGGAGUGGUGGAGAGCAGCAGACACAAUUGGAGUGGAUUGGAUAAGCAAACUGAUAUUCAGAAUUUAAAUGAAGAAAGAAUCUUGGCUUUACAGCUUUGUGGGUGGAUAAAGAAGGGAACAGAUGUGGAUGUGGGGCCGUUUUUGAACUCACUUGUACAAGAAGGGGAGUGGGAGAGAGCUGCUGCUGUGGCAUUAUUCAACCUGGAUAUUCGGCGAGCAAUCCAGAUCCUGAACGAAGGGGCGUCCUCAGGAAAAGGAGACCUGAAUCUCAAUGUGGUAGCAAUGGCUUUAUCAGGCUAUACGGAUGAAAAGAACUCCCUUUGGAGAGAAAUGUGCAGCACUCUACGAUUACAGCUAAACAACCCAUAUCUAUGUGUCAUGUUUGCAUUUUUGACAAGUGAAACAGGAUCUUAUGAUGGAGUUUUGUAUGAAAACAAGGUUGCAGUUCGUGACAGAGUGGCAUUUGCUUGUAAAUUCCUUAAUGACACUCAGUUAAAUAGAUACAUUGACAAGUUGACCAAUGAAAUGAAAGAGGCUGGAAACUUGGAAGGAAUAUUGCUUACAGGCCUAACUAAAGAUGGAGUGGAUUUAAUGGAGAGUUACGUCGACAGAACUGGAGAUGUCCAGACAGCAAGCUACUGCAUGUUACAGGGUUCACCGUUAGAUGUUCUUAAAGAUGAAAGGGUUCAGUACUGGAUUGAGAAUUACAGAAAUUUAUUAGAUGCAUGGAGAUUUUGGCACAAACGAGCUGAAUUUGAUAUUCACAGGAGUAAGUUGGAUCCCAGUUCCAAGCCUUUAGCACAGGUGUUUGUGAGUUGCAACUUCUGUGGCAAGUCAAUCUCCUACAGCUGCUCCACCGUGCCUCAUCAGGGCAGAGGCUUCAGUCAGUACGGUGUGAGUGGCUCACCAACAAAAUCCAAAGUCACGAGUUGCCCCGGCUGUCGAAAACCCCUUCCUCGAUGUGCACUUUGCCUCAUUAAUAUGGGAACACCAGUUUCUAGCUGUCCUGGAGGAUCCAAAUCAGAUGAAAAAGUGGACUUGAGCAAGGACAAAAAAUUAGCUCAGUUUAACAACUGGUUUACGUGGUGUCACAACUGCAGGCACGGUGGCCAUGCUGGACACAUGCUUAGUUGGUUCAGGGACCACGCAGAGUGUCCUGUGUCUGCCUGCACGUGUAAGUGUAUGCAGUUGGAUACCACAGGGAAUCUGGUACCGGCAGAGACUGUUCAGCCAUAAAAAGUUACCACCUAAAGAGAACCUUCAAGCAUGGAGCUUUCUAAUAGAUGUCCUUCACAGCUCAAACACAUACCUCAGAGCAAGUCACUCGUGACUUUCCUGUAAUGGGAAAAUAAAUCGUUCUAUCAGAUCAGCAAUUUGAUGUUUGAGUGAUUUUGAUGUUCUUCACAGAGACAACUGCUGCUGACGUGAACAUCCGAGUGUGGGCAUGAGUUCUCUUCAGUGGCUGAAAAAGUUCACAUUGGAAGCACUUUUUAGGAUGUUGAAAUUAUGAACACUGUACAAGCUGAGUUUCUGAAAUAAUAAAGAAUAGACCUUGAACCUGUA